Molecule: messenger RNA, 651 nt
Organism: Australozyma saopauloensis
Lineage: Eukaryota; Fungi; Ascomycota; Pichiomycetes; Serinales; Metschnikowiaceae
Exons: 1
Coding region: 1-651 (216 amino acids)
Source: RefSeq, a predicted model, not a curated record
AUGCCCAAGAAGAACGAAUCGCUGGAUGAAAUCAACGAUGCAUGGAUUCGAAUUGAUUUCGCGGUCACGCAACUCAAGGAGAAAUUACCAUUAGACGAGUUAAAGGUGACUGAUCUGUACGCUAACAAGCAGUCAAACAUGGGUGACUUGCUACUGGAUGAUGUACGGAACAUAAGUUAUGCUAUUUUUGCUAGAGAACAUGCACUCAUUUCUUUGGCCCAAGUGAACAGAAUCGCCGCCAGGGUGGCUCAGCUUAAGAAGAACUUGGGCUCGGGUCCCCAGUCGAACACCAAUAGAAACCACAUCAAAAUGAUUGAGAGAGACGCCAAGGUUAUUAAAGAUCUCCAAAAAGAAAAAACAACUUGUUUUAACAUGCUUUUUGAUGAUAUGAAAUCAUAUGAGAAUGUUCUUGCCUCAUCUGGCAUGAAAGACUAUCUUGGGUCAAAUAACCCAGUCUUAACCCAGUCUUUCAAAGUACGCACGACAUGUCGGAGGGUUUGUCUUGCCGGGAAAGAUAUAGAUAUUGUUGCGGAUCGAGUUGUAAAGUCCUACAAUGUGAUACACAAACCCUCUGAGACUGUCGACAAAAAAGAUACAUCUUCAACCGAAUCUACGAGCAUCGACACAGAGGAUAUUUCUGAAAAGUCUUGA